CGAAGCGAUAGGCAAAGUAAAGGCCAGCUACAACCAGGGCCAAACCUCUCGCACAAAGUACAAACUGGGAUAGCAGUUCAACAAGGUGAUUGGUGCUAAACUCUUCAAACAUGAACUACUCUUCCCACAUCCCUUCCCACAUCUCUUCCCACAUCUCGUCCCACAUCUCUUCCCUGGGUGACCAGUUCAGGUCUGAGGAUUAUGUCGAGCCUCACUAUAAAGAAGGGUACCGCAUUGCUAUCGAUAAGUUGGUCGAUGAAGGUGUAUCUGCCUUUGAAGAUUUCCUAGUGAAGGAAAGGCUGGGCAAAUUCCUGGCCGAUGAAGAAGUUCAGUUCAUCAUUGACAAUGCUCAAAAGCUAUCUCCAGUGACCUCAAUCUACCAGUCGGAGGGGAUUAUUGACAACAGUUCCUCAGGCACCUACUGGCCUAUUGAGUCUGACACAGAUGCUCCGGAUCUAGACUUGGGAUGGCCUCAGGUUAUAAAAGGCUUGGAGAACCAAACUCAAAUCGAGCUACGCUUUCACCCACCUCGUGAUGACUGUCCCAGCAUAAAGGAGGUAGUGAGGAAAUUGAUUAAAAAUUCACUGAAGGUCAUUGCUAUUGCUAUGGACAUGUUCACUGAUGUGGACCUCUUCCGAGAUCUUCUGGAGGCUUCAAACAGAGGAAUUCCCGUCUACGUAGUGCUCGAUGAAUACAACUUCCAACACUUCGCCAACAUGUGUGAGAAGCAAGGACUUCAGCCUCAGAGGAUCAGGAACAUGAGAUUCCGCACUGUCCGAGGAUUAGAUUAUCUCACCAGAUCAGGAAGCAAGUUCCAUGGAAAGAUGACAGACAAGUUUAUGUUGGUUGACUGCAAAACAGUGGUUUAUGGAACAUACAGCUUCAUGUGGUCCUUUGAAAAGAUCAACCUCAGCAUGGUACAAGUGAUCACAGGACAACUGGUGGAAUCCUUCGAUGAAGAAUUCCGGAUGCUCUAUGCUCGGUCGGAAAUCCCCAGCAUUUACGCGGCAGAAGAACCUCUCUUGACAAGAGAUAGCAAAUGGCACAAUGGGGUAGAUAUAGGACUAAAACAGAACUCAGUGGCUUCCUACACCAACCACUACCAGUCGUUCAGCAGGACGGAUGCACUGAGGCACACGAUAGACGCCAUGUACCUCAAGGUUCACGGACGGCAAACUUCUUAUCUGAAUGAGAAAGGAAAUAUUGAUAGCGGUUUGAAUUCACGCAAUUUGAAAUACAGACCUCCGAUCACUAAUGAAUUGGAGCCAACAAACAGAAUCAACAAAUUGUUAUCUUACGAUAAAGGCAAUUUUUGUAAGAGACACAGCUAUGCUGGGGAACAGCCGGAAACCUCUAUGUAUCUUAUGCAAAACAGAGCAAAGCACACCAGGUCCAUUUUUCAAAGAAGCAGUUGGAAUUUACAAGAAGAAAACGACAGUGUUCCUUCUUCCAUCAGAACUAACUAUAUCCCGAGCACCAACAGAGUCACAAAUGCAAUCGACCGCCUGAACAAAGCCAGAAUGGCGUCCAACUUUGAAAGGAGCGCUAAUAUUCGGAACACCUAUCAUGGGCCAAGGAGCCACCUCCAGCCAACCACGCUAAAUCCCCCCACCUUGGAGCAAAUGAAAAAGACGGGCUAUCGGAGCUGGAGAAUUGAUACGUAUUUGAAAGAUAAUGUUGGACCUCCAGUCAGUUCCAUUGUGGAUUCGGUCGAGUUCCCUGCUACAUAUCAAAAGGAUAUGACAAGUGACAAGUAUGAAAACUCGGCUCAAUCUGACCACAGAGCCAACUCCCCUCUUUCUCGUCAGCAAUCUUUCCUUCUAUGCAGGAUGCCCACAAUACAACAGGCUGAUUCCAGUAACUGCAAUUCUCAAACCGGGUCUUCGACUGUUCGACUGUCCCCAGGCUCCAUAAGCCCAAAGGAGGUUUCAACCCACAGGAUUCUAAAUCCUAACAAGUCGCCAAAUGAUUUCAGGAUUCAGAGUAAGAGUAAAGAAGACGAUAUUCAGAACCUUGGAACGUGUCUGACCAAACAAAAGUCAUUGAUAGAUUCCAGGAGGACAGAGUCAGGAGUACAAACUCUACCCAGGCCAAAGUUGGAGAUCUCUUCAACCAGGACUCUGUCAUUCCAUUCUCUAGCAGACUCGGACUCCAAGAAUUCUCCACAAUUCUGGCAAGCAGACAAGCAGAGUACAGGCCUCGAGCGCAAUUCAAAUUUCCUUCGCAAGAGCUCCGAGAAAAUCAAAUCUUUGCUGAACAUCUCACUGGACAAGAGAGACUCUGCGUCCAGAGGAAAACCUUCCCCCACGCCAUCCUUUACAACAAGCAGCACUGAUACCUUGACUUCAGAGGAUGGUCGUCGGGAAAGGAGGAAAGCAAGAAGGCACACAUGGAAUGAGAAAAAGGAUAAGCAGGAGUCAAAUACAGCUUCAAACUCUACAAAUACUCCAAAGUUCACUCGAGCCAAUGAACAAAAGCAGUCAGGUCAAAGUCCUCGUCCACUUCAGAAAAAUAGACCAAGUGCUGGGGACACCUCGGAACCGAGAUUUGCCACUGAAGAGCCUGAGUAUAGUUUCCACAGAGAUGGGAGAAAGAGCUGCAACCCCUCUGUGACGUCAUCUUCCUCUUUCAGAAUCAAAGAUGCGCUGCAGAAGAGCCAAAGAGCUCCAGAGCCAGAGACAACGCAGAAGAUGGUCACCCAACCAACCGAGCCCCAACUUCACAAUAAAAAGAUUUUCAGCCGCUUCGAGCAAUUUUGCACUCCGGGCAACGAGAAUCCAAAUCAGCUGCCAAGGGUUCGAAUCCCAGAACAAAACGUGCCACUAAAAAACAUCAACAGCAUCAGUUUUAAGAGCAAUACGCCAAACAGUAACUCACUCCGCUUCCAGACAUACAACAACGCUCAGAGAAUCCCAGGGAUUUCACAGAACGAAAACAAGUUCGAGAAAUUAAUGCAGAGGUUCAUGGGAAACUUCAAGGGUAAAAAAUAAGGGAACGCCUGUUAGACCUACCAAAUGGCAAGAAUGGUGUACCAAUAUAGCAAUCGAUUUCUCCAGUUUAAAUGAUUCGAUUUUGUAUAAAAAAAGGUUUUCAGGUUGGCAUCUUUGGUUUUAUAAACUUUGGGGAUGAUUUUUCUCUUGCCGGCAACAUUUAUGCCGCAAGGAAAUGUUUCCUGUCACAGCCACACACGCACCACACACGCACACUCACACUCGCACUCACAAUAGGAUUUCCAAUAUAAGCGCACACCUUCAAGAUCAGUAAAUGUACUGAUGAACUGGGAAUGAUGUAUCUUUGUUUUUAACAGAAGAUUACAAUAUUCAUCGCACUUUAUACACUAGCACUGAGUUGGUGCAUGAGUUGGUUGAAUGUGCUAGGAAUUCUUAUUGUUAACCUUUUGGACAAGUGUAAAAAGGACCGCACUAUACAUGGGAUAUAGGACAUAGGUAGUUCGGGACAUAUUUGCAUGCGACCGCCAGGAAGGUGGAAAGUGAACUAGAUGGACCUUGGUCUUUUUUCAUCCAGCAUUUCUUAUGUACAUAUGUUAAAGACAUGUUAAAUACAUAUUAAAAACAACACAGAGAA
Callorhinchus milii (elephant shark) is the source of this 3585-nucleotide messenger RNA. RefSeq names its product family with sequence similarity 83 member B (gene sack1b). Gene Ontology annotation, biological process: epidermal growth factor receptor signaling pathway. The record is from RefSeq and is a predicted model, not a curated record. Bases 111 to 2990 code for a protein of 959 amino acids. Gene Ontology annotation, cellular component: membrane; cytoplasm. The transcript is spliced from 5 exons. Lineage: Eukaryota; Metazoa; Chordata; Chondrichthyes; Chimaeriformes; Callorhinchidae.